ACCAACACUGAUAACUAAUAUGCCGCAAGGUCUCAAACUAAGCGAAAUAAAGGCAAAUAUUAGUAAUGUUAUUGAGAAUUUAAAAUUUUUGGAAGCUGCAAGCAAUGCGUCAGCAAACGAUUUCGACUUGGAGCAAUCUGCCCAGUUGGAAAGACACACUACAAAUUUAUUAGCGAAACUGACGGAAAUGCCAUGUGAAAAACUUGCACGGACUCAGCUAAAGCGUAAACAAAGACGCCAAAAGGCUAAACAGAAAGCUAAGUUACAAAUGAAACUCAAUAGGUCUACUCCGAUAUCUGUCAAAGUUGCCAUAUCAUCACCCCCAACGACUUUAACAUGCGAGGCACGUCUGAAAGCUCCUAAGCAAGCUGAACAUAUAACACUCAAGAAACAUCAUGAUGCCUCUAAUAUGCUGCACACAUUGGACUUGCUGGAAAGAUUGUACCGGGCUCGUGGUGGCAAAGGGGAGUUGAGUGAAAAACUCACAAGAAUGCGAACAGUUUGGCGGCGUGUGCAGCAGGAGAGCAUUAAUGUAAUCAAUCAAGAAGUGCCCACCAACUGUGAGGCGCAAUGGUCCAAAACUAUUUUUGGAAGUUCUGCGAUGCCUUCCAGACAAGAAUAUUUGAAGGGACGUAAUACACAGGAAUUUGUGGAGCGGCGAGCCAUUUGGGAUUCGUAUAUAAGUUCCGGCAAAGUCGGCAGCAGCAUACCCCACGGCUGGGUAUUGCCAAGGGAAAUGCCAUCAGCAGAGUGGGCCAAAUAUAAAUGUGAAUAAAACACGUACAGAUAUAAAUAAGUAAA
Drosophila hydei is the source of this 801-nucleotide messenger RNA. RefSeq lists its product as uncharacterized. The record is from RefSeq and is a predicted model, not a curated record. NCBI's taxonomy places the organism in Eukaryota, Metazoa, Arthropoda, Insecta, Diptera, Drosophilidae. The transcript is spliced from 2 exons. The coding region runs from base 20 to 775 and encodes 251 amino acids.